Prosopis cineraria is the source of this 1180-nucleotide messenger RNA. RefSeq names its product probable ATP synthase 24 kDa subunit, mitochondrial. The record is from RefSeq and is a predicted model, not a curated record. The transcript has 7 exons. Bases 120 to 842 code for a protein of 240 amino acids. NCBI's taxonomy places the organism in Eukaryota, Viridiplantae, Streptophyta, Magnoliopsida, Fabales, Fabaceae. Gene Ontology annotation, biological process: pollen development.
UUCAUGUGCUCGCUAGCAAGCGUUUCUUGACAGGGUAAGAAUAAGAGGCUUGUCUUCUCAAACCUGAUUGAACGAAGCCCUAAAGCUAACAGAAGGCGAAGAAACACUGAGCUCUGAUCAUGGCUCUCGCUUCUCGUAUCGUUAACAAAUCCAAACUGGUUUAUGCUAGUCAAAUACUUGUACAAAAGGAGCAUGCCAUUUCAGUACGUCACUUUGCCAAAGACUCCAGUCCUCCUGCCUUGAAGGGAGAUCGGAUGUUGAAGAAUGCUUUUUCGGAGGUGAAGUCUAAAUUUGAAGCUGCAAUUGGAAUAUUAAGGAAGGAGAAGAUCACUAUUGAUCCGGAUGAUCCAGCUGCAGUUUCUCAAUAUGCAAAAAUCAUGAAGACAAUUCGAGAGAAGGCAAACAUGUUUUCUGACGGUCAACGUAUCAAACACACAAUUGAAACAGAGACACAGGAUAUUCCUGAUGCUCGGACUUAUCUUUUGACUUUGAAGGAAAUACGAAUUAAGAGUGGUAUUAAAGAUGGUAUUGGUGCAGAGGCCAUGAUGAUGGAGGCAUUAGACAAAGUUGAAAAGGAACUGAAGAAACCUCUGAUGAGGGAUGAUAAGAAAGGAAUGGGUCUUCUAAUGGCUGAGUUUGACAAGAUUAAUAAAAAGCUUGGCAUUAGGAAGGAAGAUCUACCAAAGCACGAGGAGCAGCUAGAACUCAAAGUUGCCAAAGCACAACUAGAGGAGCUGAAGAAGGAUGCUCUAGAGGCAAUGGAGACUCAAAAGAAGAGGGAGGAAUUCAAGGACGAGGAAGCGGUUGAAGUCAAAAACUUAGACGUCAGAAACUUCCUCUAAGGCCUGUUUAUUCACAUGACUUGGAUAUGAUGAAUCCUUUCGCGUUUCUUCAAUAAGUGGACACCAUCAAUUUGGGAGUGCAACGCUUAAAUGGCAGUUGACAAGUUAUGUAGCAUCUCUGCAUCUUUAAUAUUUCAACUUGCUGGUGUUAAAGACUGGAAAUUGGGAGUUAUCAAUCUUGAAAAUUUUCCCUUCAAGUUUUAUGGCAUUUUUUGUUCCAUACUUUGUUGAGACGGGUUCGAGCCCAUGUACUCUGUAUAAAGCUUCAUCAGGUCCUUGGUUCCAUGACUAGGGCGAUUGACUAUUUCAGUCAGCAUCAAGUAUAUUUUUCCCCCUUC